Molecule: messenger RNA, 2642 nt
Organism: Zea mays
Lineage: Eukaryota; Viridiplantae; Streptophyta; Magnoliopsida; Poales; Poaceae
Product: probable leucine-rich repeat receptor-like protein kinase
Exons: 2
Coding region: 197-2500 (767 amino acids)
Biological process (GO): protein phosphorylation
Molecular function (GO): protein kinase activity; ATP binding
Source: RefSeq, marked validated
CGAGACUCCGACCCCAAGCGCCAGCUCCGUCGAUUCUUCAAAAAUCAAAAGUUGCAUGGAGAUGGAGUAGCACUUCUCUCGUCCCAAUGCAGACUGACUGACGGAGCAGCCAAGAUCACUCACUCCAGUCAUGGCUUUGGUUGAGUGAUUCCUCCGGACCUCUCCUUUCCUUUCCUCUCUCGCCCGGCCCACUCCCAUGCCGAUCUCGCUCCACCUCCACUCGCCCCGUCGCCGUCGGCGUCCACACCUGCGGCUGCCGGCGGCGGCAAUGCGCGUGCGGCUCUCCUUCUUGCUGCUUUCCGCGGCAUUCCUGACGAUCCUGUCGGCAGCGGCGCCGUCGGCCGUACCGGACCCAGAGCCGGAGGUGAAGCCGAGCGACACGGACGCGCUGACCAUCUUCCGGCACGGCGCGGACGCGCACGGCAUCCUGGCGGCGAACUGGAGCACGGGCGACGCGUGCGCGGGGCGGUGGGCGGGCGUGGGCUGCUCGGCGGACGGCCGCCGCGUCACCUCGCUGACCCUGCCGUCGCUGGACCUGCGCGGCCCGCUCGACCCGCUGUCCCACCUGGCGGAGCUGCGCGCGCUGGACCUCCGCGGGAACCGCCUCAACGGCACGCUGGACGCGCUGCUCCGCGGCGCGCCGGGCCUCGUCCUCCUCUACCUCUCCCGCAACGACGUGUCCGGCGCCGUCCCCACGGCCGCGCUCGCGCGCCUCACCCGCCUCGUCCGCCUCGACCUCGCCGACAACAGCCUCACCGGGCCCGUCCCGCCCGCGCCCGCGCUCGCCGGACUCACGGCGCUCGUCACGCUCAGGCUCCAGGACAACCUCCUCACGGGCCUCGUCCCCGACGUGGCCGCCGCGCUGCCCCGCCUCGCGGACUUCAACACCUCCAACAACCAGCUCUCCGGCCGGCUGCCCGACGCCAUGCGCGCCAGGUUCGGCCUCGCCUCAUUCGCCGGCAACGCCGGCCUCUGCGGGCCCGCGCCGCCGCUGCCGCACUGCGAGUUCCUGCCGCGGGAGCCCGCGCCGACGCCGCCUUCGUCUUCGACUUCGUCUUCGUCCGUGCUGCCGUCCAACCCGGCGGCAUCGUCCUCCGUCGCCUCGUCGUCGCCGGCGCUGGCCACGCAGGAGUCGCUCAGCCGCAGGCCGGGGUUGAGCCCCGGCGCCGUAGCCGGGAUCGCCGUCGGCAACGCGCUCUUCUUUGCUCUCGCGUCACUGCUCGUCGCGUGCUGCUGCUGCGGCCGAGGUGGCGGCGGCGAGCCAGCGGCGGCCAAGAAGAGGAAGAGGCGCGGCGGCCGCGUCGGCCUGGAAGACGGAGGCGGAGGUGGCGCGCUGUUCGGCCACCUCAAGGGGGAGCAGCAGCCGGCUCGUCCGGGCAGCGCCGGCCAGUGCAGCGACGGCGGCGACAGCGACGGGGCGCGCAGCAAGCUGGUGUUCUUCGGCGCGGACGGCGGGGAAGAGGACCACGGCGACGGCGACGGUGACGGUGCGCCGCUGACCUCGCACCUGCAGGGGCGGCGGGGGACCCGGUUCCAGCUGGAGGAGCUGCUGCGCGCGUCCGCGGAGAUGGUCGGCAGGGGCAGCCUGGGCACCGUGUACCGCGCGGUGCUGAGCGACGGCCGCAUGGUCGCCGUGAAGCGGCUGCGCGACGCCAACCCCUGCGCGCGCGACGAGUUCCACCGCUACAUGGACCUCAUCGGCCGCCUCCGCCACCCGCACCUCGUCCCGCUCAGGGCCUUCUACUACGCCAGGCAGGAGAAGCUCCUCAUCUACGACUACCUCCCCAAUGGCAACCUCCACGAUCGCCUCCACGGUCACAAGAUGUCGGGAGAGUCGGCGCUGGACUGGACGACGAGGGUGCGGCUGCUGCUGGGCGCGGCGCGCGGGCUUGCGUGCAUCCACCGGGAGUACCGCACGUCCGGCGUGCCCCACGGCAACGUCAAGUCCACCAACGUCCUGCUCGACAAGGACGGCGCGGCGCGCGUGGCGGACUUCGGCCUCGCGCUCCUGCUCAGCCCGGCGCACGCCAUCGCGCGGCUGGGGGGCUACACGGCGCCCGAGCAGCAGGACGACAAGCGGCUGUCGCAGGAGGCCGACGUGUACAGCUUCGGCGUGCUGGUCCUGGAGGCGCUGACCGGCAAGGCGCCUGCGCAGCACCCGCAGCCCGACGCGCGCAAGAAGGGCGCGGCGGCGACGAGCCUGAGCCUCCCGGAGUGGGUGCGGUCCGUGGUGCGGGAGGAGUGGACCGCGGAGGUGUUCGACGUGGAGCUGCUCCGGUACAGGGACAUCGAGGAGGAGAUGGUGGCGCUGCUGCACGUGGCGCUGGCGUGCGUGGCGCCGCUGCCCGAGCAGCGGCCCUCCAUGGGCGACGUGGUGAGGAUGAUCGAGAGCGUGCCGGUGGAGCAGUCCCCCGCGCCCGAGGAGGACGUGGACGUCUCGGUGACGUCGCCGUCCAUCGGCAUCACCACGGACGACGGAGAUGGUCGCCUCAGCUACUAGCUGCUGCCCGCUGUACUGCCCAGCUUCUGUUCCUUUUUCUUGUGUGUGAUCUUGACAUGGAUCUUCCAUGUAUGGCUGAUUGGUUGACUUGAACACAUUCGUCUCAUCCGGUUUUUGCACGUCUGAGUCUGAGAAUGGACCC